Molecule: messenger RNA, 243 nt
Organism: Rotaria sp. Silwood1
Lineage: Eukaryota; Metazoa; Rotifera; Eurotatoria; Philodinida; Philodinidae
Source: the annotation of a GenBank genome assembly
AUGAGUAACUAUCGACAGAAGAAUCUUGUUGCUGGAAUACUGGAUGAUGAAACAGUUAUUAAACAUAUUUCAAAAAUUAAUAAAACAGUUGAUGUAUCAAGUAUUUCUUAUUUAACAUUGACAUUACCUGUAAGUUUAAAACAUUGUUAUAGUUUACAAUAUUUAAGUCUUGCUAAUAAUCGUAUUAGUCGACUAGAGGAAUUAGAUGGAUUACCACCUAAAUAUUUAAAUUUAGUAGGAUGA